This is a messenger RNA of Diorhabda sublineata, 6181 nucleotides long. RefSeq names its product E3 ubiquitin-protein ligase Su(dx) (gene Su(dx)). Lineage: Eukaryota; Metazoa; Arthropoda; Insecta; Coleoptera; Chrysomelidae. Gene Ontology annotation, molecular function: ubiquitin protein ligase activity; protein binding. The transcript has 12 exons. Gene Ontology annotation, biological process: ubiquitin-dependent protein catabolic process. The coding region runs from base 246 to 2759 and encodes 837 amino acids. The record is from RefSeq and is a predicted model, not a curated record.
GUCAUAGGUUCAGUUUUGGUAUCAAUGUUUAGUGAAUUGUGAAAAAUGUCGGAUACAUUUUGUGUUUUCAAUAUAUUUCCAUAAAUAAUUGUCCGUAUUGUUUUAAUAAAUCAUCAAAAUCGACUAAGUUUGAUGAAAUAUCUAUUCUGCAUUUAAAGUAUAUUGAUAAGCUACUUGAAAAUACGAAUUUUUAUUGUGUAAUGAAUCCCUACGUCAGCGUUUGUUUGAUUAGUUGAAUUCUUACAAUGGAUCAAGCACAAAGUAGUGCAUCAGGAGCUGCUUUCCACCAGUUGAGCAUUACAAUUGAAUCAGCUCACUUGAGACUGAAUACUCUACUGAAACCAACACCUUACGUGGAGAUUUUAGUGGAUGAUAGAGCUCCGCAGAAGACAGAAACUGUCAAAACAAGCAGUUUACAACCCAAAUGGAAUGAAACAUUUACAUGUUUAGUUACACCACACUCAGAAAUAGUGUUUGCAGUUAAAGAUCAUAAUAGCUUUAGGAAGGAUACAAUCAUUGGAGAAAAAAAGGUUGAUUUGUUCAUGUUAUUGUGUUAUUUUAAUGGAAGAUGUGAUAAUCUUGAUGUAACUCUGGAUUUGUUAAGUGAAGCUAAACAACCUGAUUCACCAAUUAAAGUUGGAGAAUUGAAAUGUUUCAUACAGGGAUUAAUAGUUGAUAUGGCUCAGUUGCGCUCAAAUGAAUCUUUACCAUUGGGACAGAACAAUACAGAACCAAGAAAUGUUUUGAAAGGUAUUAGGGCUCAAAUUAGAAAUCAGGGAUCUGAAAAUAGGAUGCCGACAUCAAAUUCUUCAACAUUGUCAGCUAGAAACAGUACAGAAAGAUUAGAAGCAAGAAGAAAUCAAGGAGUAGCACCAAUGAGUUCUUUAUCUGCAUCCAACAGUUCAACCAGUAUACCUAAUGGGAGUAUUGGUCCUCCGGUGACAGUACCAAAUGGAAAUAUUGUUCAGAAUGAGUCUGAGGAAGCUAGAUCAGAUUCAGAUCCUUUACCACCUGGUUGGGAACUCAGAUUUGAUACUUAUGGUCGUAGAUACUAUGUCGAUCAUAAUACUAGAUCAACAUCUUGGGAGAGACCUCAGCCUCUUCCACCUGGAUGGGAAUUAAGACGAGAUCCUAGAGGUCGUGUGUAUUAUGUAGAUCAUAAUACAAGAACAACAACUUGGCAAAGACCAAACUCUGAAAGACUACAACAUUAUCAACAAUGGCAAGGACAGAGGCAACAUAUAGUUUCACAAGGAAAUCAAAGGUUUUUGUAUCCUCAACAUCAAGCUGGACCAGUUGCAGGACCUUCAGUUAUUGCUGAUGAAGAUGAUGGCUUAGGACCUUUACCAUCUGGAUGGGAACGCCGUGUUCAACCAGAAGGUCGAGUAUAUUUUGUGAAUCAUAAGAACCGUACGACACAGUGGGAAGAUCCUAGAACUCAAGGGCAAGAGAUAAGCGAAGUAGAGGAGUUACCUUUGCCUCCUGGUUGGGAAAUAAGGUAUACUGAAGAUAAUAAAAGAUAUUUUGUGGAUCAUAACACAAAAACUACUACAUUCGACGAUCCCAGGCCUGGAGCUCCUAAGGGACCUAAAGGAGUCUAUGGAGUACCAAGAGCUUACGAAAGAUCUUUUAAAUGGAAGAUAAGUCAAUUUCGAUUUUUGUGUCAAAGUAAUGCCCUACCAAGUCAUAUAAAAAUCCAAGUUACUCGCCAAACACUUUUUGAAGACUCCUUCCAUACUAUCAUGCGAUUACCUGCAUAUGAACUUCGUAGACGUCUCUAUAUCAUCUUUAAAGGAGAAGAAGGAUUAGAUUAUGGUGGAGUGAGCAGAGAAUGGUUUUUCCUAGUAUCUCAUGAAGCUCUUAACCCAAUGUACUGUUUGUUUGAAUAUGCAAACAAGAAUAACUAUAGUUUGCAGAUCAAUCCAGCUUCAUACGUUAACCCUGAACAUUUGACCUAUUUCAAAUUUAUAGGCAGAUUCAUAGCAAUGGCCCUUUAUCACGGUAGAUUCAUCUACUCAGGAUUUACGAUGCCCUUCUACAAACGUAUGUUGGGGAAAAAACUAGUAAUGAAAGACAUUGAAAGCAUUGAUCCCGAAUUUUACAAUUCUUUGGUAUGGAUAAAGGAAAACGAUAUAGACGAUUGUGGCUUGGAAUUGUUCUACAGUGUCGACUUUGAAGUUUUAGGUCAGAUUGUACACCAUGAGUUGAAGAAAAAUGGUGAUAAGGAAAGAGUAACUGAAGAAAACAAAGAAGAAUACCUGACUUUGAUGACUGAUUGGAGAAUGACUAGAGGUAUUGAACAACAAACUCAAGCUUUUCUAGACGGUUUCAAUGAAGUAGUACCUAUUGAAUGGCUAAAAUAUUUCGAUGAAAGGGAAUUGGAAUUGUUGUUGUGUGGUAUGCAAGAAAUCGACGUCGAAGAUUGGCAAAGGCACACCAUCUAUCGCCAUUACACAAGAAACAGUAAACCAGUUGCAUGGUUUUGGCAGUUCGUCAAGCAGUCUGAUAACGAAAAACGAGCCAGAUUGUUGCAGUUCGUAACAGGUACAUGUCGAGUACCAGUAGGUGGUUUUGCUGAAUUGAUGGGUUCUAAUGGACCUCAACGCUUUUGCAUAGAAAAAGUUGGUAAAGAAUCUUGGUUACCACGUUCCCACACGUGUUUUAAUCGUUUAGAUUUACCUCCUUAUAAGAGUUAUGAACAAUUGGUAGAAAAACUGACGUACGCCAUCGAGGAGACCGAUACGUUCGGUCAAGAAUAAUCAUUCUUUCUUCUAAUAACACUGUAUCUGUACCUGAUUCCGACAUAUAAGUCUUAUUUCCAUCUAAAAGUCUUUUGUUUCUGAACAAUAUUUUUUCAUUGGGCGGGGAAGUAUGUUUAGAAAGUGCUAAAGAGUUCAUACAAAAUAAGUAAUUUAUCUAUGAAAUACUUGAAAGAUUUUAAAAAAAUUAUUUAAUUUAUCAUUGGUACAUUAAAGGUGAAUUCUAGUGAAUUGGUUAAAAUAUAAUGAAGAAAUUAAGAAGCAUCUAUUCAAAUAGAAUUUCAUAUAUAGGAAACCACAGUCAUAAGGAAACAUUUUUUAUAAAUGUUGUCCAAAAAAUCCGAAAUUCGUUGAACAGCUUUAUAUUAAUACAAAAUAAAUUUAUUGAAAUCCUACAAAUUCUUCUCCAUGUUUUUGUUAAUUAAUUUUAACCUCAAAAAACUGGUAGACCCCGCAUUACCUCAACUUCUCUUCUAUUUUUUUAAACUUAUUGUUACUACGAAUCCUUCUCUUUUCCAUUAGGUCAUUUACGCAUUAGAUUCGGUUUGUCUCCCAAGGUUUCAAUAUCCCAUUGUUUUAGAUGUUUUGCCCUAAAUUUUUCCGCUAGUGUCAUCCUGCAUUUUGAUUAUUAACCUUUUUUUUUCAUUUUUUUAUGUGGCGUAAAUUCACUAAAUUUAUAUCCUUUGUUACUCUAUUAAUUAUUUCCUCUCUGUUCACCUGUCAAUUCUAUUGGCCAAUAUUGCACCAAUAAUUUUUUGAUGUAUUAGAAUUGAAUUUAUCUUCCGAGGCUUUCUCUUUCUUCCGUCCUUUGAAAAGUUGAAUGUUAUAGUUUUUAUUGAAAAAAAUUUCCUCCCAGUAUUUUUAUGGUAUCUUUUAAAAUAUGUUACAUUUUUCCUCAUUUUUUGAUUUCUAAACAUAUUUAUUUCGUCCCGGUUUCCAUUUUUAUAUACUCUCCCAUUUCCUGAUAUUUUUUCUUAUAUACUUUUUGGUAAAAGAAAAUGUUUAGCUCCACAUAAAUACAAUGAACAAAAGAACAAAGGAAAAUUGUUAUCAUUGGAAAAAAUGGUAUAGUUUCAAAGAAGAAAGUGGAAAUGAUUCAAUAGACAAAGAAGAAUCGUUAAAAGAAUUAGAGAUACAAGAGAAAAAUAUUUGAACAGAAUGGAUAAGAAUAUAAGGAGGAUUCUAUCACAAAUAGCAAAAAGAGGAAAUUAUUGCAAAUGAAACCAAUUCUUCGUAUAUACUGAAGUAAUAGCAAGAGUAUGGAAAUAGUAUUAUCAAGAAAUAAAAUAUGAAGACAAAAAUAAAGUUACUUAUAACUUCAAAGGCACUUAAAUGAAUCUAAUAAACAAAAAUAUGAAAGAAUGAAUGCAGGUAAUAAAAUUAUAUUUUUAAAUAUACACAUUUGUAAUCAUUUGAUAGAUUGUAUGAAUUCUUGAGCAUUUAAAAAUUUGGGUUAAUGACUGACUUAAAAUUAUAAAACAAUAUUUAAUAUAAUCUUGUUUUGUUUACAUAGCAGAAACAAAACUUGGUGCCACUUAUUAUCACAUAUUGUUGGAAUUUUUUUGUCAUACUUUGAACAUUAGUGAUUUUUCUGUAGAUCCUAAUACAAUCUCAACUAUCUCGUAAAUUAUAAAAUAUUAUAUAGUGAAACAAAAGCAAGUGGAACAGAUAUUUACUAUUCUGCUUAUUUAUUAAGCAGUUUUAUUAAUCUCAGCUGCCAAAUAUUUCAUUCCAUUCAAACUUAAUCAAAAGCUGAGGAUAAUGUGUGGAUUGGAAAAAAUAAGUUUAUCGAAAUUAGAUAACGACUGAAAGUUGUUUAAAACCUAUGACUGAUAACAAAAAACUUCAAGACUAAAAAAAUGGAAAUAAAUAAGAUCCGAUAAUUUACACACGUGUUUCAGACUGGCUCAAGCAUAUCAGGUCAGGAUGCGAUUAACCAAAAUGUAUUUUUUAAUUGUUAAUUUAGAAUUCGGCUGUAAGAAUAAAAAAAUUGAAGGCUAAUUUUUCUUUGAUCUCACUGUGAUUUUGCAUAUGUCGUAACAGCAACAUUAUUUUAAGAGUCUAUGGUUUGGUUUGGGGUGUUUUCAAAAAUGAAGGAAUUUAAAUUAUUAAACUUCUUUUACUGCCUGUAGAAUCAAUUAUACCUUAUAUUUUUGUCUUUUAUCUAGACAUGCUUGAAUCUGGGCCAGAUGUUAAGCAAUAACAACCAUUAGGAUAGUUAGUUGUGACCUAAACAUUAAAUUCCUCUUUUAAUCCUUUAUGCAGAGUAUAACACAUUUCGAUAUCUUUGAGUUGCCUACUAUAUAGAGUAAUGAAGAAGUAUAAUUUUUAGUUUCUAAAAACUAGAAACCAAAAGGUCAUUAACUCUUAUUUAUCUUAGUACAAAUAGAAUUGUUUGAAUUGACAAUGGAGUUGAUGUUACAUUCUCAGGGACAAAUGUAACUUGUUAUUCGUCGUCGUAUAUAACCAAGAAUGUAGUUUUUCCAUCAAAAUACGUCACAAUCCUGUUUAGAAAAAAUUUGUUUUCAAAUAUGUAAAAGAAUCUCACAUCUAUACGGUAGAGUUUAAACAGUACAGGUCAGUCGGUAAAACCAAGCAUUACAAAGUAAUCAAUUCAGUGACAUACUUUAGUGUAAAAACAUUACCAUGCAUAAAAUAUAAGACUGACCCUUACCUUUUACCCAUGUGAAACUCUGUAUUUAAGGUAUUUUCUGAUGGAAUUGGGGAUCUUUAAAAAAUUAUCAACUUUUGAUUGAGUUCUUGUGUAUUAAGCUGACUAUAAGAAUAAUUUAUAUGACGGAACAUCUUUGGGAAAGACUCAUUGUUAAAUGUGGGUUAUUUCGGAAGUAUUUUCCUUUUAUUUUAACUCAGGAUUCACUCCAUUUAGCUGUUUAACUGUAUUUACUUAUAUGUGAUAUCUAGUAAUAUAUUGGCCUAUCUUUGGUAGUGAAUGUAUUUGUUACUAUGAAAAAAGUUAGCAGAAUGCUAAAAUGUCGACAAAUUUCUGGAUAACUAGGGGUAAUAAGCAGAAUGACAUUAGAAUUCUACAUCAGAUAUUAUUUAUGGAAAUAUUUCUGUCGUCGAUAUUUUGUAGUAACAAAUUUUGAUGUAAAUAUCAACUGUCCAAAAGUAUAAAUAGCGAUUAUUUUUUCAAAAUAUCAUCAUCAUUAUAUUAUUCAAAUCAAAGCAAAACAUUCCCGACUAAUAAUAUUGAACUGUAGAGUACUUAGACUCGAUGGAGAAGAACCAAAGGUUUUUAUUAUUUGUUUUCUAUAUACUGUAUUUUCAUUUAUCGAUAUUUACUGUAUAUUAUUUUAAACUCUGAUUGUAUAGUAUGUAAAUGAUAAAUUGUAUUGUAUGUAAAUAUCAUGAGUGUAUAUAUAGAACGUACUAUAAUAAAUUAUGAUUUAUUUCAGUGACAA